Molecule: messenger RNA, 1170 nt
Organism: Hypoxylon trugodes
Lineage: Eukaryota; Fungi; Ascomycota; Sordariomycetes; Xylariales; Hypoxylaceae
Product: integral membrane protein DUF92-domain-containing protein
Exons: 1
Coding region: 1-1170 (389 amino acids)
Cellular component (GO): membrane
Source: RefSeq, a predicted model, not a curated record
AUGAAACCAAUCAUCGCUGUGCCUGCGACUCUCGGGCUCGUAUAUCGAGCCUAUUCGCACAAAUCGCUUACGCCUCUCGGCAUCUUCGCCGCUGCGUUAACCGCAACCGCCCACGCUAUACACCCUUGGAAUUUACCUUUCGUACUUCUCUGCGCUUUCUUCUUGGCUGGUACCCGUGUCACUAAAAUCAAGGCGGAUAUUAAGGCGGGCCUUACAUUAAAUUCUCAAGGGAGUGGUGGCGGUGAAGGCCCAAGGACUCAUGUCCAAGUCUUGGCCAACUCAUUAAUGGCCUCUAUCUUAACCCUACUCCACGCCUAUCAAUUACAUACACGACGUGAUACCAUCUUUACCCAUAGGGAGGUACCCGAAGGUUCAUUUUGCUAUAAAUGGGGUGGUGACUUACUGGUUGUUGGGAUUAUCGCCAAUUACGCUGCCGUUUGCGCUGAUACUUUCUCCUCCGAACUUGGUAUCUUAUCGCGUAGUACUCCAAGGUUGAUUACGUCAUUCUCCCUACGAAAAGUACCUCGAGGCACUAAUGGAGGUGUCACGUUAUGGGGUCUUAUCGCCGGCUUUCUUGGUUCAUCUAUUAUUGUGGCUGUAUCCUUCUUAUUUCUUCCGUUUUGUGGCGAAGACACGAGUGGGAAAAUCGGUGGUGGCGGGAGCUGGACCAUCACACAAAAAGCUACAUUGGCCUUGGGGUUGACUCUCUGGGGCACCCUCGGCAGCCUUUUAGACAGUUUCUUAGGAGGUUGGCUUCAACGAAGCGUACGAGAUGUACGCUCCGGUAAGAUCGUCGAAGGUGAAGGUGGCGUUCGUGUUUUAGCAUCUUCCCAAGACACUGACUCUCAUGCACACGAUCAUUACGAGAAAUCCGCUACCGAUGCCAAGGCUAAAAUACUUCACGGAGAGGGAGGCAAGGCUAUUGAGAGGCAACCCGAGCCCGCCAAGACCGAAGCGAAUGACCCCACCAAGGAUCCGUACGACCCCAAGGAUAAACAUCGUGCUUCCCACUUUGGAGAUCAGAAGCCUACGCGAGUGGCUGUAAGUGGGUUUGACUUGCUAGAUAAUAAUGACGUCAACUUCCUAAUGGCAUUCACAAUGAGUGUCGGCGCAAUUGUUGGUGCGGGUUGGUAUUGGAAUGUACCAUUGGACAGCAUUCUGCGGGCUUGA